Messenger RNA from Rhodofomes roseus, 2874 nucleotides. Its product is annotated as cytochrome P450. The annotation marks the transcript as partial. Gene Ontology annotation, molecular function: iron ion binding; heme binding; oxidoreductase activity, acting on paired donors, with incorporation or reduction of molecular oxygen. NCBI's taxonomy places the organism in Eukaryota, Fungi, Basidiomycota, Agaricomycetes, Polyporales, Fomitopsidaceae. The transcript has 20 exons. The record is from RefSeq and is a predicted model, not a curated record.
AGGAACUAUCCCGGCCUGCGUUAUGUGUUUGGCCCGGAGAGCUUCAUGUUACAGUGGCGCAUCCCGUACCUGAUGGCAGGCAAUUUCAGCCUGUGGAUGGAGAAGCAUCGGGACUUUGAGCACUUCGAUUCGGAUGUCAUAUCCUCGGUUAAAUGGCUCCCCAGUCCUGGCAAGCUGCUCUUGCUCGCCGACGCCGACGCCAUCAAGGAAGUCACAUCCGCCCGGGCGCGCUUCCCCAAGCCGCUGCAACAAUACAAGAUCCUGACCUUCUACGGCUCGAACAUCGUCGUCACGGAGGGCGACGAGUGGAAACGGCACCGCAAGAUCUCCGCGCCGUCCUUCUCGGAGCGCAACAACCGGCUCGUGUGGGACGAGACAAUGCUUAUCGUCAAGGAGCUCUCCGAGGUGCUCUGGGCGGGCCAAUCGGAGGUGCGUGUCGAGAACGUCGUGGACCUGACUGUUCCGAUGGCCCUCUUCGUGAUCGGCGUGGCGGGCUUUGGGCGACGGAUGAGCUGGAAGGAGGAUCUGUCGGUGCCGAAGGGGCAUGCGAUGCCGUUCAAGGACGCGCUGCAUAUCGUCUCGAAUGAUCUGUUCUUCAAGGUUCUACUCCCGCCGUGGCUGCUCAAGUUCGGGCCCACCAAGCGCGUGCGCAAUUUCCAGACGGCGUAUGAGGACCUCGAGAAAUACAUGACGGAGAUGAUCCAGCAACGCAGGAACGCCGAGAUGAAACAGGAGCGGUACGACCUGUUCAGCAGUCUGCUCGAUGCGAACGAAGAUGAGAGCGACGGGCAAAGCAAGCUGAGCGACAGCGAGCUUAUGGGUGAGAACACGGACGAGCAGGAGAUCCUGUAUCAGCAUAUCCAGAGUGUCGUCCCCGAGGACAGGGUUCCGAGCUACGAAGAGAUGGGCAAGCUCACGUAUUCGAUGGCGGUCUUUUUGGAGACACUGCGGAUGUUCCCUCCGGUGAACGCCAUCCCCAAGUGCGCCGAGGAAGACAGCGUGCUCGUCACCCAGAACAUGGCGGGCGAGAAACUGAGCGUCCCCUGCCCGAAAGGCACAGGGCUCGUCCUGCACACGCCCGGGCUGCACUACAACCCACGGUACUGGGACGACCCCUACGCGUUCAAGCCCUCGCGGUUCCUCGGCGACUGGCCGCGCGACGCGUUCCUCCCGUUCAGCGGCGGCCCGCGGUCGUGCCUCGGCAGGCGGUUCUCUGAGACGGAGGGCGUCGCGAUUCUGACAUACAUCAUCAAGCACUUCCGCGUCGACGUCGUGGACGACCCGCAGUACGCGGGCGAGACGUUCGCGCAGCGCAAGGAGCGGCUGCUGAGGUGCAAGAGCGCCAUCACGCUUUACUUCUCCCGGGCUCGAGAAGCUUACGUGUUUUGCAACCUUGUCGCCUCGAUCAGGAACUACCCCGGCCUGCGCUACGCCUUCGGCCCGGACAGCCUAGCAGUCAAGUCGCGCGUACCGUACUUAUCGGCGGGCUACUUCAACGUGUUCACGAGGAAGCACCGCGACUUUGAGGAGUUUGAUUCGGACAUUGUGUCUUCGGUGUCAUGGUUCCCGACGCCGAGUCGCCUCCUUAUGCUCGCAGACGCCACGGCAAUCAAGGAAGUAACGUCCGAUCGUGUGAGAUUCACGAAACCGCUCGCGGUGUACAAGAUCCUCAUGUUCUAUGGCUCGAACGUCGUCGUGACCGAGGGCGACGAAUGGAAGCGCCACCGCAAGAUCUCCGCGCCGUCGUUCUCGGAGCGCAACAACCGGCUCGUGUGGGACGAGACCAUGCACAUCGUCACCGAGCUCUGCCAGGGCGUGUGGGCGGGCAAGAGCGAGGUCGCCGUGUCGAACGUCGUUGACUUGACAGUUCCGAUCGCGCUGUUCGUGAUCGGCGUGGCCGGUUUCGGCAAGCGGAUGAGCUGGUCCGAGGAUCUGAACGUCCCGGAGGGAUACCACUUCACGUUCAAGGAUGCCCUCCACGUAGUGUCGACCGAUCUCCGCCUCAAGCUCUUCGUGCCGGAGUGGUUGCUCAAGCUUGGCCCCUCGAAGCGCCUACGAGACUUCUGGCAGGCGUAUGUGGACCUUGAGAACUACAUGCGCGCCAUGAUUGACAGACGCAGGGGCUCGGAGAAGAAGGAGGAGCGGUACGACUUGUUCAGCAGCUUGCUUGACGCGAACGAGGAGGAGGGUGAUGGGACGGCGAAGCUGAGCGACGGCGAGCUCAUGGGCAACAUUUUCAUCUACCUGAUAGCUGGGCAUGAGACCACUGCGCACACCCUCGCGUUCGCCUUCGUCAUGCUGGCCCUAUACCAAGAGGAACAGGAGAAGCUAUACCAACAUAUCAUGAGUGUUGCGCCGGGAGAUAGACCACCCAGAUACGAGGAUUUGGGCAAGCUAUCAUAUGUGCUGGCCGUGAUCCAAGAGACGAUGCGGAUGUUCCCUCCUGUCAUCAACAUACCGAAACACGCAGAAGAAGACAUGACGCUCCCCACCCAGAAUAUGUCGGGCGACAAGCUGACCGUACCUUGCCCAAAGGGCACCGCCAUCAUGAUCCACACACCCGGGCUGCAUUACAAUCCACGAUAUUGGAAGGACCCACACACUUUCAACCCCUCUCGGUUCCUGGAGGACUGGCCGCGCGACGCGUUCCUGCCCUUCAGCGCCGGCGCACGGUCGUGCCUCGGGCGGCGGUUCUCGGAGACGGAGGGCGUCGCGAUCCUCACGUACAUCAUCAAGUAUUUCCGCGUGGAGGUCCUCGAGGAGCCGCAGUACGCGGGGGAGACGUUCGAGCAGCGCAAGAGGAGGCUCCUCCGGUGUCGCACGGCGCUGACGUUGUAUCCGAUCAAGGCUCCGUUGGUGUUCAAGAGGAGAUAG